AUGGCGGCCUGUGAUGUUGUGACUGACGCCAACAUCUCGCCCGGCCUUGAGAGCAACGCCACGGGCAUCACGGCCUUCUCCAUGCCCGGCUGGCAGCUGGCGCUGUGGGCCACGGCCUACCUGGCCCUGGUGUUGGUGGCCGUGACGGGCAAUGCCACGGUCAUCUGGAUCAUCCUGGCCCACCAGAGGAUGCGCACGGUCACCAAUUAUUUCAUUGUCAACCUGGCCCUGGCUGACCUCUGCAUGGCCGCCUUCAAUGCCGCCUUCAAUUUCGUCUACGCCAGCCACAACAUCUGGUACUUCGGCCGUGCCUUCUGCCACUUCCAGAACCUCUUCCCCAUCACGGCCAUGUUCGUCAGCAUCUACUCCAUGACCGCCAUCGCCGCUGACAGGUACGUGGCCAUCGUCCACCCCUUCCAGCCGCGGCUCUCAGCCCACGGCACCAGAGCGGUUAUUGCAGGCAUCUGGCUGCUGGCCCUGGCCCUCGCCUUCCCCCAGUGCUUCUACUCCACCAUCACCACGGACCAGGGCGCCACCAAGUGUGCGGUGGUCUGGCCCGAAGACAAUGGCGGCAAGAUGCUCCUUUUGUACCACCUCGUGGUGAUCGCCCUCAUCUACGUGCUGCCUCUCGUGGUGAUGCUCUUCGCCUACAGUGUCAUCGGCCUCACGCUCUGGAGACGCGAGGUCCCCAGGCACCAGACGCACGGCGCCAGCCUGCGCCACCUGCAGGCCAAGAAGAAGUUUGUGAAGACCAUGGUGCUGGUGGUGGUGACCUUUGCCGUCUGCUGGCUGCCCUACCACUUCUACUUCAUCCUGGGCAGCUUCCAGGAGGACAUCUACUACCACAAGUUCAUCCAGCAGGUCUACCUGGCGCUCUUCUGGCUGGCCAUGAGCUCCACCAUGUACAAUCCCAUCAUCUACUGCUGCCUCAACCACAGGUUUCGCUCCGGAUUCCGGCUUGCUUUCCGUUGCUGCCCAUGGGUCACGGCGACUGAGGAGGAUAAGAUUGAGCUGACUCACACUCCAUCCCUCUCUGUGAAGGUCAACAGGUGUCACACUAAAGAGACUUUUUUCAUGGCUGGGGACACAGCCCCCUCCGAGGCUACCAGCGGGCCGGCCGGGGGCCCCCAAGACGGGCUGCCUACUGAACCCUGAAGCCUUGUGCCUGGCUGCUGGGUCAGGCUUCGCACCCUUCGAGAAGUAGCCAGGUGAGAGGUCCAGAUCUGAAAGUCUGACCCACGCCCCAGCCUUCAGCACAUCCGUGGAAAGACAAGAUGGGGCCAGGAACUCUGCAGUGGGUGCUAACUCUUGAGAGGGCCCAGUCACCCCUGACCGUGCUUCACGGCAGCCGGGAAGAGUCAGAGAAGACCGUGUGAGCUAACGCUGGUCUGAUCCAGGUGCGGCACGCCCCGAAGUCUUCCUGGAGCACACAACUUCAUGAGUGAACUGGAUCUGGUAUAAAAGAAACAUGGCAACUGUGGUAAAAGGCAACCGACUUCCAGCGUUGGGGUAACAGGGAGUUCCGGGUACCGUGGCAGCUGGAGGGCCAAGGGGACAGCUGCCGAUCAGCUCCGGACAAAUGUCGCCGUGUGGUAAUGGG
Messenger RNA from Lynx canadensis (Canada lynx), 1600 nucleotides. RefSeq names its product tachykinin receptor 2 (gene TACR2). Gene Ontology annotation, molecular function: substance K receptor activity. Gene Ontology annotation, cellular component: plasma membrane; sperm midpiece. The transcript has 5 exons. The record is from RefSeq and is a predicted model, not a curated record. Gene Ontology annotation, biological process: G protein-coupled receptor signaling pathway; positive regulation of flagellated sperm motility. The coding region runs from base 1 to 1155 and encodes 384 amino acids. NCBI's taxonomy places the organism in Eukaryota, Metazoa, Chordata, Mammalia, Carnivora, Felidae.